Molecule: messenger RNA, 2274 nt
Organism: Brachypodium distachyon (stiff brome)
Lineage: Eukaryota; Viridiplantae; Streptophyta; Magnoliopsida; Poales; Poaceae
Product: premnaspirodiene oxygenase
Exons: 2
Coding region: 520-2094 (524 amino acids)
Molecular function (GO): iron ion binding; heme binding; oxidoreductase activity, acting on paired donors, with incorporation or reduction of molecular oxygen
Source: RefSeq, a predicted model, not a curated record
AAAUCCAGUGAUGAAAAUGGCUUUUGAUUCAUUUGAACGAUCCAUGGAGGAGUAACAACUUUUGUGAACCUUUGUACCACGUACAAACUAGCACACUCCUCCGUGGCCGUGGACCUUUGUCGUCCUCUUCCUUGACGCUCACCGGUGUACCACAGCAGGAUGCAGACCUGCUCAUUGUGCUCAAGGCGAUUCUCCCCUCCCCUGCAGACACAUCUAUUGUGAAAAAAAAUACAAACAAAACAAAAAAUAGCUAGCCAUAUAAAUAAUAAAAAUGGAUAAAAAAUAAGAUAAUAAGGCCCACAGAAUUAGAGAGAAUUACGAGGAUUCACCACAGUACCAAAAAAAAAAACAUAGCGGCGAGCUGCGUGCCUGCAUGGAUCACGGAAUGCACAGAAAUCGUGUGACAAGCCGGACAGAUCGUAUAACAAUGCUUCAUACUGCUACGUUGCAGCCUGCAUCUUUCAGACUUGCUACUCCUCCCGCGCCCCCACCACUGGAGCCAUCUCCGAACCGUUGAUCAUGGCCGUCGACCUCCCACUGAUAUAUCUACUGCUGGCACCUCUCCUCGUCCUCCUCCCCUUGCUGCUCUUCGCCUCCAGACGCUCUUCGUCCGGCGUUGCGCGGCCACCGCCGGGGCCGUGGGCGCUUCCGGUCAUCGGCCACCUGCACCACCUGGCCGGCGGGCUCCCGCACCGGGCCCUGCGCGACCUGGCCCAGCGCCACGGCCCGCUGAUGCUGCUCCGGUUCGGCGAGGUCCCCGUGGUGGUGGCCACCUCCCCGGCCGCGGCCCGCGAGGUGACCAAGACCCACGACCCGGCCUUCGCGUCGCGGCCCGUCGGGCCCAUGUCGCGCCUCUGGUUCCAGGGCUCCGAGGGCCUCGUCUUCGCGCCCUACGGCGACGCCUGGCGCCAGCUCCGCCGGAUCUGCACCCAGGAGCUCCUCUCCGCCCGCCGCGUCACCUCCUUCCGCCCCGUCCGCCGCCACGAGCUCCAACGCCUUCUCCGCUCCGUCGCGGCCGAAUCUUCUUCUUCUUCUUCUCCACGUCCGGCAGUGAACCUGACGGAGCUGAUCGCGGCGUACGUGGCGGACUCCACGGUGCGCGCCAUCAUCGGCAGCCGCCCGUUCCAGGGCCGCGACGCGUGCCUGAAGCUGUUCGAGGACCUGUUCCGGAUGAUGCCCGGGCUGAGCUUGCCGGACCUGUUCCCGUCCUCGCGCCUCGCGGUGCUCCUCAGCCGCGAGCCCGCCCGGAUCAAGCGGUGCCGGCGCGAGAUGCUAAGGAUCAUGGACGCCGUCAUCCUGGAGCACAGGGAGCACAAAGCCGCCGCCGCCGCCAAAGCUGCCGGCGGGGACGGGAAAGAAGACGAAGACUUGCUCGACGUGCUCCUCGGGCUCCAGGAUGAAGCCGGCUCCCAGCACCCGCUCACCACCGACAACAUCAAAUUCGUCAUCAUUGACAUGUUCGCGGCGGGGAGCGAGACGGCGACGACGGCGCUGCAGUGGGUGAUGGCGGAGCUGAUGCGGAACCCGAGGGUCCGUCACAAGGCGCAGGAGGAGGUCCGGCGAGCGCUGUCGGGCCACCGCGAGGUGAACGAGGACGCCCUGGGCAGCCUCCGGUACGCGCAGAUGGUGAUCAAGGAGACGCUGAGGCUGCACGUGCCAGGCCCGCUGCUGACGCUGCGGCAGUGCCGGACGCCGUGCCGGGUGCUCGGCUUCGACGUGCCCGUGGGCACCACGGUGCUGGUGAACGCGUGGGCCAUCGCCAGGGACCCUGAGCACUGGGAGGACCCCGAGGAGUUCAAGCCGGAGAGGUUCGAUCAGGAGAGCGGCGCCGGCGCCGGAGGGAGGGAUUUUAAGGGGACGGACUUCGAGUUCGUGCCGUUCGGCGCCGGGAGGAGGAUGUGCCCCGGGAUGACGUUCGGGCUGGCGCACAUCGAGCUCGCGCUCGCGGCGCUGCUGUUCCACUUCGACCUUGAGCUGCCUGCAGGCGUGGACGCGGCGGGGCUGGACAUGGCGGAGGAGGCCGGGAUAACUACCAGGAGGAGGGACGACCUCCUCGUCGUCGCCAACACUCGUGUUCCGGUGCCGGCAGAGUAGACUAGACCGGCCAUUGCUGUGACUCAGCAAUGCCGAUAUGUAAGCGACAAAUCUGACGUAUCCAGACUGAAAUUGCCAAACCGGUGAUCACUUUAUAUUUACAAGAUAUAUAUACAUUGUAAUGCAAGUGUAAACAUAUCGAAGAGGAAUUGCCGAUCUGCUAACAAAGAAUUGCUGAAA